This is a messenger RNA of Hyaloperonospora brassicae, 1920 nucleotides long. The record is from the annotation of a GenBank genome assembly. NCBI's taxonomy places the organism in Eukaryota, Oomycota, Peronosporomycetes, Peronosporales, Peronosporaceae.
AUGGACUCCUCGUCGCGCGACCCGCGACUGCGGUCGUCGGUGCUCAAGCGCGUGGCGUCCAAUCUCCACUCGCGCUGCCCGCUGCCCGCCGACUUUUUCCUCCCCGUCACGUGCGCUGCCGAACAACAUGCGCUCUUCCGGGCGCAAGCGGACCGAUUGGCCGCUGACGCUGCGCAGAAAGCUGCGGCAACGGCCGCCGGGAGCUGCACGACCGGCGCGGACGACUGGAAACUGCACAACUCGCAGCGCCACUUUCGCGAGACCGGUAUCCGCACCGCCAGUCGACGCCGCGACGCCCGUGACCGCGACGGCCACCGACAGCUCGAGUUCUGCUGCGUGGGCCGCGUGGAGAUGCCGGUCGAGCACUGCCUCGACGCGCUCUACUCGGACACGACGGCGGACUUUCGCAGCAACUCGACGUUCCUGGUCGAGAGCGUGCUGGACGCUGUGGUCCUGAAGGCCCUCGAGACGAGAACGGACGAGCGGCCACACCACUACUUGGGUCUCAACUGGAUGGCGAGCCGCUCGCCGGGUCUCUUUGCCAAGAACCGGGACCUGUGCUAUCUCCGGAGCAUGGACAUGACAGUGGACAGUCAGCAGGCCAAGAUAGGGCACGUGGUCAUCCAGUCUGUUGAUGUCGCGGAGUGCUCGUCAUUGGAGAGUGCGCUCGGCCUCCUGCGUGGCACAAUGUCGGCCGUGCUGCUGUUCAAGAAGAACGCAGAGUCCCGCUGGACCGACGUGUGGUGGCAAGGGUCGAUGCGGGUGACUAGUAGCUCCUCGAGCAGCAAACUCAUCAACUUUGUGCACGACACGUUUACGUCGAUCGUUUGCAACCUGCACAAGGUUCAGGAAGCGAAGUACAUGGCCCAGCAAGUGAAAUCGCAGCGAAUCCAGCGUCUGGGUGCCAGAGAACGCAAGCGCUGCUACAUUUGCAGCAAAAAGUUUAGUCUCGUACGCGUUCGGUCCCAAUGCAGUGCCUGUGGUGAAAACAUGUGCAAGGACUGCGAAGUUGCAAGUCGGGCGAGAGCAUUCGGUAGCGAAAGCUUUGACCUGCCAACCCCAACGAGUCGCCCGGACCUCGUGCUGUUCUGCAAGAAGUGCGUGUCCGAAGCCCAUUGCGGCAUGGACGGCCGACCAGGGCUGGCGACCACACGAGCGAACUUGUCCAUGUUCUCGUGUCACGACGGCUCGCUCACUGCUUCAGCCGUUGAGGAGGGGGGCCAUUGCGGUUCGACUGCUGGCCGGACGCCCAACCGCAGCUGCCGAACAACCAGCACGGGCUCGUUGCACAAGAUAGUGGCCAACUUGGGUGAAGGGCCAGCCCCAUUCAAGGGCAAGCGUCCUGGCCUCGCGUCGCUGUAUAUCACGGCCGCCAUCCAAAUGUCGAGUGCUGGCGAAGUGCCAAUGAGUCCCUUGUCGAUCCGAACAGAGCGUGAGAAACAGCGCUGUCGGUUGGAGUCCGACCCGAUGGAAUCCUCGGACGGCUUGGACAAGGACAAGUACGGCAGUCUACUGCAAAAGGACGGACACGGCUCGCAAGAGCGGCAGCGGGAGACCUGCAGUAGCUCGAGCAGCUCCAAGUACGCGGCAUCGGACCGGUCGCACGACGCACGCGACAACGACAUGGCGAGUCGGUUACGCGACAUAUCACAGCGCGCGCAGGAGGCGCUGGACGUGACGAAGCGCAACUCGCACAUGAUGAGCAGCGACACGAGCAGCGCCCCGCGCGUGUCGGACCUGUCUGCUUUCAAGGAGCUCGACAGGUCCAUUGCCGAGCAAGCGGAUCUGCUCAAUGCCAUUGGCUUCGUGAGCACCGGUCGAGUGUACAUGGAGAACGCGGGCUACGAUCAAGGCGGCGUGCGCAUCAGUGCGUCGUCGAGUACGAUGAGUGAAGACGAGCGGUUCGAAGUCAUUGCGUAG